Molecule: messenger RNA, 3923 nt
Organism: Bombus impatiens (common eastern bumble bee)
Lineage: Eukaryota; Metazoa; Arthropoda; Insecta; Hymenoptera; Apidae
Gene: Pgant5
Product: polypeptide N-acetylgalactosaminyltransferase 5
Exons: 8
Coding region: 234-2054 (606 amino acids)
Cellular component (GO): Golgi apparatus
Source: RefSeq, a predicted model, not a curated record
CUUCAAAUUCUCCGUUUCUUUCUUUCAGAUCACGAAAGUCUUAGCCAGCGUAGUCAUGUAAUUCGGUGGAUCACGAUAGCUCACAGUGUGUCUGAUCUUCCCUGAGUGACGGGUAGCCGAACGGUCGUUGAACGGCCGGUGCACAGAACGGCCUGGUCGGACAGGAAGCUCGUCGCGUCUCCAACCGCGAAGGAUCGGGUGAUGAGCUCAGGGUACCAGNCCCCCGACACAACAUGUUCCGCUCUAAAAUUCGCAUUCACACGUGUCGAGUGAUACUGCUCACGUCGCUGGUAUGGUUCCUGGUGGACGUGAUGGUGCUGAUGCACUAUUCGGAUUGCAUCGGAGGGUCCGGAUGGGGUUGCACGGAGAAUAACAAACAACAGCAAACGUUAACCGAAGAAAAUUUACCUCAUUCGAAAGAAGCCUUAAUGAAAGAAGAGGAACAGAUACAGUCGGCUGGACAAGCGAGCAAAAGCCGAUACAAACAAUCGGAAUUACAUUUAUGGAGGCCAGCUAAGGUCGUCCGAGAGAACAAAGGGAUGCCUGGCGAGGUGGGUGCGGCGGUACACAUUUCGCCGGAAGACGAGGCCAGGCAACAGGAGCUGUUCAAACUGAACCAAUUCAACCUGAUGGCCAGCGAUAUGAUCUCGUUGAAUCGGUCACUCAAGGAUAUUCGAUUAGAGGGCUGCAAGACCAAGAAGUACAACAAGUACCUGCCGGAUACUAGCAUCGUGAUAGUGUUCCACAAUGAAGCAUGGAGCACGUUGUUGAGGACUGUUUGGUCGGUCAUUAAUCGGUCUCCGCGUACAUUGUUAAAGGAGAUCAUAUUGGUAGAUGAUAAGAGCGAGCAAGAUCACUUGAAGCAAGACUUGGAGGACUAUGUAAAAACGUUACCGGUCCCUACAUAUGUGUACCGUACAGAGAAAAGAUCUGGUCUGAUCAGAGCUAGGCUCCUUGGAGCGAAACACGUGACAGGACAAGUUAUAACGUUCCUAGACGCUCAUUGCGAAUGCACAGAAGGUUGGCUGGAGCCUUUGCUAUCCAGGAUCGCUGAAGACAGGACAACCGUUGUCUGUCCCAUCAUUGAUGUGAUUAGCGACGAUACCUUUGAGUACAUUCCGGCCAGCGAUAUGACGUGGGGUGGUUUCAAUUGGAAACUGAAUUUUAGAUGGUACAGGGUGGCGCAAAGAGAAAUGGACAGAAGAUUAGGGGAUAGAACAGCCCCUCUGAGAACACCGACGAUGGCCGGCGGUUUAUUUUCUAUUGAUAAGGAUUAUUUUUACGAAUUGGGAGCGUACGACGAGGGCAUGGAUAUUUGGGGCGGUGAAAACCUCGAAAUGAGCUUCCGGAUAUGGAUGUGUGGUGGGACAUUGGAGAUCGCAACGUGCUCGCACGUCGGUCAUGUAUUCCGUAAGUCAACACCAUAUACAUUCCCUGGUGGUACCAGCAAGAUAGUGAACCACAACAAUGCGCGACUCGCAGAGGUCUGGUUGGACCAAUGGAAGUACUUCUAUUACAACAUUAAUCCAGGAGCCCGAAACGUAGCUGUUGGAGAUGUAUCUGAAAGAAUUAAGUUAAGGGAACGUCUUAAGUGUAAAAGCUUUAGGUGGUAUUUGGAGAAUAUUUAUCCAGAAUCUCCUAUGCCACUAGAUUAUUAUUAUUUGGGUGAUGUACAAAACGUUGAGACACAAUCUUGUUUGGACACUAUGGGUAGGAGAACAGGUGAAAAUGUUGGAAUUAGUUACUGUCAUGGAUUAGGUGGUAAUCAGGUGUUUGCUUAUACUAAACGACAGCAAAUUAUGUCUGAUGAUAUGUGCCUUGAUGCAGCUAGUCCCCAAGGUCCUGUCAAAAUAGUGAGAUGUCAUGGUAUGGGUGGAAAUCAAGCAUGGGUUUAUAACGAAGAGACAAAAAUGAUCAAACAUACUAAUACAGGACAUUGCUUGUCGAAACCUCGUUCAAACGACGCUAUGCAACCUGUAUUAGCACCUUGUGAUCCGCAUAACAUCGGCCAAAAGUGGAUUAUGCGCAGUAAAUUCAAAUGGCAAGCUAGCUAAUACGAGGUGUUUACAAGUGCAACAUUUAUAUGUAAUACUUGUUGAUUUAUUUAAUACUACAUUGAAGGACUGAUACUCAAGAGACUUCCAUACAUUGAAAAAUCAAGGAGAAGCACUAGUAUUGUACUUCAUAAAAACAAUUCAGUAUCACGUUUUGUCGAUCUAUUAAACGUCGAUGGGAUUAAUAGUGAUCAUAAACAAGAAAUUGAUUACACCUUGAAACUGAGAGAUUGAGGUUGAUGCUUUUUAGUUAUAUAGGAUUUAUUUACUGUUACUAACAGUAUCGUGUAUUUACUGUCAUUUUUCAUGGUAUGCCUUCAUUGAUAAAUGCACAAGUGUUGAAAGAAAGAAACCUAUUUCCGACUGUGUAUGGAUAUACACAAGUGAUACAAAGAGACAUGUAUGCGGACAUUCUUCUUUUUUUUCUUUUCUAGUAAACAGUAGAGAGGAAAGCAUAUCAGACCAUUGUUAUAAAUAAAUAAUUGUUAAUACAAAAGAGAGACAUAUUUGAUAAUAUGGGAUGAGUGCAAUGCUGGAUGACUGGAAGAUAUAUCAGUGCACUGAAACACAGAUAUGUUAAUAGUAUAAAUGACGUAUUACUACAGGGAAUGAAUGAUGGAAUGCUAGUGGAAUUAUUGUGACACUACCGAUUACGAUUUAGAACUUGUAUUGUACAAUUUUCUAGCAAUUAGGGAAGAGCACUGGAUCUUUUUAUACUGAUAUUUCUAACAGUUCCUUGUUGCAUCUCGUUCAUAUAUAAUUUAGUUGUUACUUUCUUUUUAUUCGUUUAAAAAGAUAAAUGUACUUAUACCUGAAUUCGCCAUAGCAAUAUGAGAUUAACGAGAUAUCGUUUAAGAGUAUAAAAAAACUACUAUUGUCUGUUAUUCACUAUACUGUUAUACUUUAAAUACUUUCUUAAAUUCAAGACAAAAUGUCUUCCGCAUUUUCUUAACAAAAAGAAAUGCUAGAUAUCUUUAUGAUGUUCUAACAUUUUACAUAGCUAUAAUUCUUCAUAGAUUUGGACCAUUUUUGUUUUCUGCAUAUUUAAAGCGUGCUAAAAAUUUAGAGUGCAAUAUUCUUAUCCAAUAAGACAUAACGGAAAAACAUUUCGUGUAACUAAUGUAAAAAUGUUGUUAUUAGAUUCUGGCGCCCUUCCCUUGCAUUACAUUAAACUAAAAUUAAACAUCUUUCGUACUUUGAAAGAAGAGGAAAGGUAGUCAACAAAGUAAAGCAAUGUUUCUGGAAAAUGUUCGCUAAUAGUUAUACUUACAUUCAAAGCUGGGGGAAGAAAUUAACUGAUUCUAUAACUUUAAACGCGCGCGCGCGAAGAAACGCAUUAAACUACAUUUAUAAUAUAUUAAAAUAUAUAUGACACUAAAAUUUCAAUUUAGGAACCUUAAUGUCAAGGAAUAUACUCAAUCUUAAGUUACAUGAAAGAAUGGUGAUGGUGCAACAAAUUAUCGCGUCUUUACAGCUUAAUUAUAUAUUUAAUUAUUCGUGCAAGGCGAUAGUAUUUAUUUUUGUACAGCAGUUAAUUUUUAUUAAAUCAAUAUAUUAUUUGAAUAUGCGUUUAAUUGUAUUAGCAGAAUUUGUAGAUAAUUUGUUAGUCUUUUAAACUGAUAACAUUUAGUUAAAUUCAAGUAAGUGCACAAAAUAUAGAAAAAAAAAGAUAAAGUCAAUAAUAAUUUGUAAACAAAUUUUUAAUCUUAUAAAUUAUCCAUCGCAUCGUGAAUUUAUACGUAUUGUUUUAUCAUCUUUAUUUUACUUCAUCUUAGGCUUAGAAUUAGAAUUAUUUAUAAAAAUUAUAUUAUUAACAAAAAUAAUUGUAAGAAUUACAUUGGAACAUUAAAGAUUACUUAUUGGCACACA